Messenger RNA from Symbiodinium sp. CCMP2592, 714 nucleotides. NCBI's taxonomy places the organism in Eukaryota, Dinophyceae, Suessiales, Symbiodiniaceae. The record is from the annotation of a GenBank genome assembly.
AUGUCGCUUUGGAUGAUGAGAAACCUGUUUUUAGCUUCACUGUUGCUGGUGCCUGCAACUUCGCAGCCUGAGGGCCUGGGCUUCGUUCAACGAGCUGCCGUUGAGAUGCGCGCCAAGUCGCCAAGGGCCAGCUCACAGACGUUCGGUGAGGUUUUCUGCUCCCAGGCACCCUGGCUGUGCUCAAGUACGUUCGACUGCCUCAACUCCACUGGCGCGCUGCCAACGGAGGAGACAAUGCGAGCGCGAAUUGCCACAUCGGCGGGUGAGCCGAAUCUACAGUCGUGGUGCUUCUUUCAGAUCAGAUGGGACAACAUUGUGAAGAGCUGCCUGGUCGAUCAGGAUCUGUCGCUCGCUGCUCGGCAGCUCUUCCAUCAAGCCCUCCAGGCUCAUCCCGCUGCAGAAGACAACGACGCUCAGUACUGCUUUUUGAACGGGCUUUGUGAAGAGAGUGGCAUAAGCCCAGCUUCCAAGCUGGAGGAUGCAACUGCGGUUUGUAACCGACGAUAUCCGGAGCCCAACGGCUGGAAGUCAAUUGGUUUUGCUGAACCGGCUUUGCAGCAACCUCCGACAACUGUCGCCAUAGCGGAGACGUACGCGAAGUCUGCUUGCGCACAAGGCAGUUUCCACUGCAUGGCCGUGUAUUGCCAGGAGACUUACUGCAAGAUGGAUGAAUACAGGCAAAAGUUUGGUCAGGGCAAGCAGGAGCUUCUGUAG